Brassica oleracea var. oleracea is the source of this 661-nucleotide messenger RNA. Its product is annotated as 40S ribosomal protein S26-3-like. The coding region runs from base 85 to 474 and encodes 129 amino acids. Gene Ontology annotation, molecular function: structural constituent of ribosome; mRNA binding. The record is from RefSeq and is a predicted model, not a curated record. Gene Ontology annotation, cellular component: ribosome; cytosolic small ribosomal subunit. Gene Ontology annotation, biological process: translation. The transcript is spliced from 5 exons. NCBI's taxonomy places the organism in Eukaryota, Viridiplantae, Streptophyta, Magnoliopsida, Brassicales, Brassicaceae.
CGAGCAGCAGAGUAACCCUAGCAGCAGACGCACACAGCUCACGAGAAGAGGAGGAGUCUUAGUCGCAGCCGCCGAGCAAAGAAGAUGACAUUCAAGCGCAGGAACGGAGGGAGGAACAAGCACAACCGCGGGCACGUGAAGCCAAUCAGAUGCUCCAACUGCGGCAAAUGCUGCCCAAAGGACAAGGCCAUCAAGAGGUUCAUCGUCAGGAACAUUGUGGAGCAGGCUGCUAUUAGAGAUGUUCAGGAAGCUAGCGUCUACGAUGGGUACACGUUGCCUAAGCUGUAUGCUAAGACGCAAUACUGUGUCUCUUGUGCGAUCCACUCUCACGUUGUUAGAGUCCGUUCACGCACCAACCGCAGGGUUCGUACCCCGCCGCCUCGUUUUGUUAGACGCAAGGAGGAUGCUCCCAAGCCUGGACAACCUGGUCAGGCUCCUCGUCCUGCUGGAGCUGCAGCUGCCCCGCGUGCCUGAAGCCUCUGAAUAUCCUAGUUUCAGCUUUUUCAAGUUUUAUGUUUUGUUCAGAUUAUUCGUACUAGUACCAUGUGAAUCUCGAAAGCUGUUUAGUACUUCUUGUUUCGACUUCGUUAUAUUUAAAACACUUUUGUUUGUUUUUCUCCAAGAGAUGAUUUGUUUUAACAAUAAACUAGAUCUCGACCAC